Molecule: messenger RNA, 7194 nt
Organism: Hemiscyllium ocellatum (epaulette shark)
Lineage: Eukaryota; Metazoa; Chordata; Chondrichthyes; Orectolobiformes; Hemiscylliidae
Product: sialic acid-binding Ig-like lectin 15
Exons: 4
Coding region: 18-650 (210 amino acids)
Biological process (GO): regulation of osteoclast development; regulation of actin cytoskeleton organization; regulation of bone resorption
Cellular component (GO): plasma membrane
Source: RefSeq, a predicted model, not a curated record
CUGCUAAUGGUUGGUCAAUGACAAUCGCGGAUGGAGUGAGGGCUGAGGAAGGAGGCUCCGCUGUCUUACCCUGCAGCUUCACCCACCCUGACGCUCACCUCACACUUACCGGCUCCAUCUUAUGGCACAAGGCGGAAACACAGGCUUUAAUCUUUAAGUGUACAUAUCCUGGUCCAGACCAUUCCCAGGGUGAGCUGUGUGAGAAUGUGAGACAGCGGGAUGGUAGGAAUCGAUUCAGAUUCGUGGGGAACCUCAGCAACAAAGAUGCCUCAAUAAUGAUGGAGGGACUGAACCAGGAGGAUGCUGGUUCCUAUCGGUGUCGUGUGGAGCUCAAUAUUAACAAUUUUGGAUCUGGAAAAGGAACACGCCUGGAAGUGGAAGUGAACAGGACUGAGCCCACCACUGUAUAUCUGCCAGUCAUUCCAACACUUCUCAUCCUGCCCAUCUGCUUCAUAAUCUUCAUCAACUUCAGCAACAAAGGAGGGUGUUCACAGCAAAUCAAGAGAACGACACCUUUGAAAAGGAAUGAUCCAGGGUCAUCCAGCAUUCCUGAGCCUCAUCAGGCCCAGCAGCCGUUGGCCUCAGGUACUGGCUGUACUCGAACUGACCAAUCACCAUCCAUUUCAGACACUGUAACAUCGAGUGUGUGAAGCAUCAACACAGUGGACAGACAUGCAGUGACAGAGUACCAUCCUCACUGUACAGCCUGACCACUUUGGACUAACUCUCUUCCCAUUCCGUGUGACCCAGUGAAAAGCAGCAUGUUUCCCAUUGAGAGCAUCACUACUUUUCUUUUGGUUUCUUCACUUUUGGUUUGGAACUGUGAUUUUAAAGUUGAGAAUUAAAGUUUGAAAAAUAGGUUGUUUGACAAAAGAUGAGAGAAGAAAAGGGAAACAUUGCUGUUGGAAUAUGGUCUGGAAAACUAACGCAGGUUAAUUCAAGGUCAUUGUCAUUGUCAUCGGUGAUUACUCACUCAUGAGUGUUAUCAUCUACUGAGGAAAUUUGUACCCCUUUUCAUAGGUUCUGUGGGUCUUUGUGUGAAUCCUGGAGCCACAUCUCCAACCACAUAUUUGUUGUGUGUUUCUUAGAUGUGGAACAAAGAACAAAGAAAAUUACAACACAGGAACAGGCCCUUCAGCCCUCCAAGCCUGUACUGCUCCAGAUCCUUUGUCUAAACCCGUCACCUAUUUUCUAAGGAUCUGUACCCCUCUGCUCUCGCCCAUUCAUGUCUCUGUCUCGAUACAUCUUAAAUGUAUCAUGCCCACCUCUACCACCUCCGCUGGCAACCCGUUCCAGGCACUCACCACCAAUCUGCGUAAAGAACCUUCCACACAUAUCUCCCUUAAUCUUAGAACAUAGAGCAUCGAACAGUACAGCACAGAACAGGCCCUGCAGCCCUCAAUGUUGUGCUGACCUGUAAAAUAUUCUAAGCCCGUCUGCCUACACUAUCACAUCAUUAUCCAUGUGCUUAUCCAAGGAUUGUUUAAAUCUCCCUAAUGUGGCUGAGUUAACUACAUUAGCAGGUUGGGCAUUCCACACCCUUAUCACUCUGAGUAAAGAACCUGCCUCUAAAAUCUGUCUUAAAUAUAUCACCCCUCAAUUUGUAGUUAUGCCCCCUCGUACAAGCUGAUAUCAUUAUCUGAGGAAAAAGGCGCUCACUUUCUACUCUAUCUCAUCCUCUGAUCAUCUUGUAUGUCUCUAUCAAAUCCCCUCUUAGCCUUCUUCUUUCCAAUGAGAACAGACUGAAGUCUCUCAGCCUUUCCUCAUAAGACCUUCCCUCCAGACCAGGCAACAUCCUGGUAAAUUUCCUCUGCUUCUUUUCCAAUGCUUCCACAUCCUUCCUGUAAUGGGGCGACCAGAACUGUACACAAUAUUCCGAGUGCAGCCACACUAGCAUUUUGUACAGUUGCAGAAUGACAUUGCAGCUCCAGAACUCAAUCCCUCUACCAAUGAAACCUAACACACGGAAUGCCUUCUUAACAGCACAAUCAACCUGGGUGGCAACUUUCAGCGAUCUAUGUACAUGGACUCCAAGAUCCCUCUGCACAUCCACACUACCAAGAAUCUUUCCAUUGACCCAUUACUCUGCCUUCCAGUUAUUCUUUCCAAUGUGAACCACCUCAUAUUUUGCUGCAGUGAACCCCAUUUGUCACCUCUCAGCCCAGUUCUGCAGUUUAUCCAAGUCCCCCUGCAACCUGUAGCAUUCUUCCACACUGUUCACCACUCCACCAAUUCAGUGUCAUCUGUAAACUUACUAACCCGUCCACCUAUGCCUGCGUCUGAGUCAUUUACAAAAAUGACUUCCAAUUAACCCUGUUGGACUAUAACCUGGUGUUGUGUGAUAUUUAACUUUGUACACCCCAGUCCAACACCGGCAUCUCCAAAUUAUAAAAAUGACAAACAGCAGUGGUCCCAAAACAGAUCGUUGUGGCACACCACGAGUAACUGGACUCCAGGCUAAAUAUUUUCCAUCAACCAUCACUCAUUGCCUCCUUUCAGAAAGCCAGUUUCUAAUUCAAACUGCUAAAUCACCCUCAAUCCCAUGCCUCUGCAUUUUCUCCAACAGACUACCAUGUGGAACCUUAUCAAAGGCUUUACUGAAGUCCAUGUACACCACGUCAACUGCCCUACCCUCACCUACAUGCUUGGUCACCAUCUCAAAACAUUCAAUGAGGUUUGUGAGACAUGACCUGCCCUUGGCGAAACCAUGUUGAAUAUCUGCAAUCAAAUUAUUGCUAGCUAGAUGAUGAUAAAUCUUAUCUCUUAUAAUCUUUUCCAAAACCUUUCCUACAACAGAAGUCAGACUCACUGGUCUAUAAUUACCUGGUCAUCCCUCCUGCCCUCCUUGAUCAAGGGCACAACAUUUGCAAUCCUCCAGUCCUCUGGUUCUAAACCUGUAGACAGUGAUGACUCAAAUAUCAAAGCCAAAGCUUCUGCUAUCUCCUCCAUAACUUCCCAGAGAAUCCUUGGAUAAAUCCCAUCCAGCCCAGGGGAACUUGUCUACUUUCACACUUUCUAGAAUUGAUCUUGUAUCUCUUUCAUCUCCUCUACAAUGUUCUCCUUAUCCUGAGUGAAAACCGAUGAGAAAUGUUCAUUUAGCACAUCUCUGAUCUCCACAGGGUCCACACUCAACUUCCCACUUCUGUCUUUGACUGGCCCUAUUCCUACCUUAGUCAUCCUUUUAUUCCUCACACAUCUCUAGAAAGAUUUAGGGUUUUCCUUUAUUCUACCUGCUAAAAACUGAUCAUGUCCUCUCUUUGCUCUUCUUAACUCUCUUUAAAUCUUUCCUAGCUAAUCUGUAUCUCUCCAUCACUUCAUCUGAACCAUCUUGUCUCAUCAACAUAUAAGCCUCCUUUUUGCAAUUAACAAGAGAUGCAAUUUCUGUAGUAAACCACGGUUCCCUUACCUUACAACUUCCUCCCUGCCUGACAGGGACAUACCUAUCAAGGACACGCAAUAUCUGAUCAUUAAACCAGCUCCACAUUUCUAUUGUCCCCAUCCCCUGCAUUUUGAUAACCCAUUCUCUGCAUCCGAAUUCUUGACUAAUUGUGUUCUUCUUGCCCUUGCCCCAUCGAUAAACCUUGACUUGUGGCAUGUACCUAUCGCUUUCCAUCGUUAAACUAAACAUAACUGAAUUAUGGUCACUCUCUCCAAAGUGCUCACUUACAACUAAAUCAAACACCUGGCCUGGUUCAUUACCAUGCACCAGAUCCAGUGUGGCCUCCCCUCUUGUCGGCCCCUCGACAUACUGUGUCAAGAAACCCUUCUGUACACAUUGGUCAAAAACUGAUCCAACCGAAGUACUAGAGUUAUAGCAUUUCCAGUCAAUGUUGGGGAAAUUAAAGUCCCUCUUAAUGAUCACCCUAUUCCUUUCACUCCUACCCAGAAUCGUUUUGCCAAUCCUCUCCUCCACUUCCCUGGAGCUCUGCAGAGACCUAUAAAAAAAAACUCCCAGCAGUGUGACCUCUCCUCUCCUGCUUCUAACCUUAGCCAAUACUACCUCAGGAGUAGUAUGGUGUCAAAAGUUCUUUCAGCCACCAUUAUACUUUCCUUGAUGAACAAGGCUACACCUCCCUCUCUUUUACCGCCUUGCCUGUUCUUAAUGAAUGAUCUGAAUUCUGAAAACCUGCAACAUCCAUUCCUCACCCUGGUCUAUCCAUGUAUCCAAAAUGGCCACAACAUCGAAAUCCCAGGUACCCAUCCGUACUGCAAGCUCACCUACCGUAUUCCGGAUACUCCUGGCAUUGAAGUAGACACACUUCAAACCAGCUUGCUGUCUGCCAGCACACUCCUGUGACCGUGUAAUCCUGCCCGUGUCCUCCCCACUCUCAUCCUCCUGUCUACUGGAACUACACUUCAGGUUCCCAUCCCUCUCUUUAAACCCACCCAAUCAGCACCAGCAAAUUUUCCACCCAGGAUAUUAGUACCCCUCUGGUUCAAGUGAAGACCGUCCUGUUUGUGCAAGUUGCACCUUCCCCAGAAUGAGCCCCAAUUAUCCAAGUACCUGAAACCCUCCCUCCUACACCAUCUCUGUUCCCCUGAUAUCUCUCCAUAUUCCUUGCCUUGCUAUCAUGUGGCACAGGUAACAAACCAGAGAUAACAAAUCUGUUUGUUCUAGAUCUCAGCUUCCACCCUAGCUCCCUGAAAUCCUGCCUUACAUCCCUAUCCCUCUUUCUACCUAUGUUGUUGGUCCCUACAUAGACCACGACUUGCGGCUGGUCACUCUCUCCCUUCAGGACCCCAAAGAUACGAUCUGAUACAUCAUAGACCCUGGCACCUGGGAGGAACACACCAACUGUGAGUCUCAUCAAUUCCCAACAAAAAGACUUUUCCCCUGUCACUUUGAACUCAUGACGCCUCGUAACUGAGACCCCACUCCGGGAAAAAGCUUCUUGCUAUCCACCCUGUCUAUACCUCUCAUGAUUUUGUAGACUCAAUCAGGUGCCCCUCAACCUCUGUCUUCCUAAUGAAAAUAAUCCUAAUCUGCUCAACCUCUUUUCAUAGCUAGCACCCCAUUAUACCAGACAAUAUCCUGGUGAACCUCGUUUGCUCCCUCUCCAAAGCAUCCACAUCCUUUUGGUUACAUGGCGACCAGAUGGGUACAUAACAUUCCAAACAUGGCCGAACCGAAAUCUUAUACAACCAUAACCUGACCUACCAACUCCUGUACUCAAUACCCAGCCUGAUAAAGGAAACCAUGCUGUAUACCUUCUCGAGCAAUCUAUCGAACUGCAUUGUAACCUUCAGGGGACAAUGGAUCUGAACACCCAGAUCUCUCUGUGCAUUAAUUUUCAGCAGGGCUUGUCCAUUUACCAUAAUGUUUGCUCUUGAAUUGGAUCUUCUAAAAUGCAUCACCUCGCAUUUACCUGGAUUAAACUCCAUCUGCCAUUUCUCUGCUCAACUCUCCAAUUUAUCUAUAUUCUGCUGAAUUCUCUGACUGUCCCCUUCACUAUCUGCUACUCCACCAAUCUUAGUGUCACCUGCAAACUUGGAAUGAGCUGACAGCGGAAGUCGUUGAGGUGGAUAGAUUAUCAACAUUUAAAAGGCAUUUGGGUAAAUACGUGUCCAGGAAAGGAUUAGAAGGAUAUGGGUCAAGUGCAGAGAAAUGGGGUUAGUGUGGACAGACAUUUUGGUGGGCAUGGACCAUUUGGGGCAAAGGGCCUGUCUCUGUGCUGUAGGACUCCAUGACUCUAUAGCUCUAUCUGCAGAAGCGAUCUGUAUUGACCAGUGACUUUGGAAUUCAAGCAAGAGGUACAUCCAAUGUACCUGGAAGAGAACUCAUCAUCCAAGGAUUUCAUAAAGGCCUGACGUUUAUCAGUAAAAUGGUCAUCAAACUGGAAAAUCACAAUUCUUUUAUUUUUCUCAUUUAUCUUAACUCUGCAUGUGUGUGUAUGUCUGCACACAUAUUUGUGAGAGAUGUCUGAUUGGAUGUUUAUAAUCAAUGAAGAUUGGGCUUAGGUGGUCGAUAUUAAUUAGAUUGCCUUAUAGUUUUGGAUAUUGGUUUGCUCAGAUAACAAAUCUACAUCCAGAACCUUAACCUGAACUACAAAUUGACUCAAAACAUGCUAUUGCCUUAUAGUUUAUCUGUGCUCAGUUUUGUUCUUCAGAAUGAAUUGUUAAUUUUUGUUAAAAUUGUAGACUUGGUGUCCAAGAUGUGUUCUUUGUCAUGUCUCAGUCAGAAUCAUUCAGUCAUUUUGAGGAUCAUUGAAUGUUUUCUUUUCAUUGUGUUGUGUAUCCAGUGAUAGUGAGGUGGGUUUGGUUUGGCUUCUAUCCCUGUUUCAUAACAUUCCAGAAAGGGAUCUGAUUGGUUUCUUUAGAUUAUUAUCUGAGCAAUGAAGAUUAAAACUCCUUUCCUCGGUCACUGGCUCUAGAUGGAUUCUUGAACAAUAACCAUUUCUGAUUUUCUGAAUCGUCAGGCCCGUUCCUUGCUGUUUCGAACUGUUUAUGGCCGGUCUGUAUGGAUCAAGGAAAAGAGUCCAAUCACACAUCCCAAAUGACUCCCAUAGCUGGGCUGUUGAGGGGGCUCUGAAGAUCAGGUUUAUGCUCUGUUGAAAUGGGGUUCAAUUCUCACCACGGCAACUUGUGGAAUUUAAUUAAUAAAUCUGGAAUUGAAGCCUUGUUCUUCCUGAUGGUGGCCAUCUGAAUUAUCAUCAUAUGUUGCUCAAAAAAAACCCUGUUUCACUAAUGUCCUUCAGGGAAACAAAUCCACCAUCUUUCCCCCAUCUGCCCUCCAGGUAACUUCUGAUCCCACUUCAAACUUCAGUGUGACCUUUUCGGACAGAUUGAAUGCAAUGUGUCUGACUCUGUCCUUGUCUCUGAAAUGGCCAAGCAAGCCUCACAGUUCAAGGACAGUUAGGGAUGGGGAACAAAUACUGGCCUUGCCAGCGAGACCCACAUGCCUUGAACGAAUUUUAAAAAUCUACCUAAUCUGUUUUCACUCUCUGCUCAGUCCCUGCACCCUCUAACACCUGGCCCUGCCUCACUUCACUCUCUCUACCCUUAUUUCCCUUUGACCCUCCCCUAGCAACCAAUAUCCCACUUGCUCCAAUCUCAUCUCUGCAAGUGUAGGAGGUCUGCUUUGUUGAUGUUACCUUUGCCAAGUGUGUGCUUAUGCGAUGCUGCUGUAUUGGAGCAGUUGAUGAGCAGUUGUUAAAUAAUAUAUUAUUUUGUUAAGUAUUUUAUUAAAGGUAAAGU